GCCUCUUGCCGAGUGUCCCACGUGCUGUUUCCGGUAGGUUUGGGAGCUACAGCGGGGUGCAAGUUUUUCUAGUACUACUCCUGGAGGAGCCGGUCUGCAACCAACAUGUGCAGCAGAAACAACAACAAGUUGCCCAGCAACUUGCCGCAGUUACAGAAUCUUAUCAAGCGGGACCCGCCGGCCUACAUCGAGGAGUUUCUCCAGCAGUAUAAUCACUACCAAUCCAAUGUGGAGAUUUUCAAGUUACAACCAAAUAAACCUAGCAAAGAACUGGCAGAGCUGGUGAUGUUUAUGGCACAGAUUGGCCACUGUUAUCCAGAACAUCUGAGUAACUUUCCUCAAGAGCUCAAAGAUCUUCUCUCCUACAAUCACACUGUCUUAGAUCCAGAUCUUCGAAUGGUACUACAGAAUUUUAUGUAUACCAUGCUGAGAGACAGUAAUGCAACUGCAGCCAAGAUGUCUUUGGAUGUGAUGAUUGAGCUCUACCGAAGGAACAUCUGGAAUGAUGCCAAAACUGUCAAUGUUAUUACAACUGCGUGCUUCUCCAGCAUUACUAAGAUAUUGGUUGCCGCUCUGACAUUUUUCCUUGGGAAAGAUGAAGAUGAGAAAAAAGAUAGUGACUCAGAAUCUGAGGAUGAAAGACCCACCGCAAGAGACUUGCUUGUGCAAUAUGCCACAGGGAAGAAGAGCUCCAAAAAUAAGAAGAAGUUGGAAAAGGCAAUGAAAGUGCUCAAGAAACAAAAGAAGAGGAAAAAGCCUGAGGUGUUUAACUUUUCGGCUAUUCACUUGAUUCAUGACCCUCAAGAUUUUGCAGAAAAGCUACUCAAACAGCUGGAGAACUCUAAGGAGAGGUUUGAAGUGAAGAUGAUGCUUAUGAACCUCAUCUCCAGAUUGGUGGGAAUCCAUGAGCUUUUUCUCUUCAAUUUCUACCCUUUUCUUCAGAGGUUUCUGCAGCCCCACCAGAGAGAAGUAACAAAGAUCCUUCUGUUUGCUGCACAAGCCUCUCAUCACCUUGUACCUCCAGAGAUCAUUCAAUCAUUGCUCAUGACUGUGGCCAAUAAUUUUGUGACAGACAAGAACUCUGGGGAAGUCAUGACAGUUGGUAUCAAUGCUAUAAAGGAGAUAACAGCUCGAUGUCCUCUAGCCAUGACUGAGGAACUUCUCCAAGACCUGGCUCAGUAUAAGACACACAAAGAUAAGAAUGUAAUGAUGUCUGCUAGAACUUUGAUCCAGCUCUUCCGGACACUGAAUCCUCAGAUGUUACAGAAGAAAUUCCGGGGCAAACCUACAGAAGCUUCUGUGGAAGCUAGAGUACAAGAAUAUGGUGAAUUAGAUGCUAAAGAUUACAUUCCAGGAGCAGAGGUUUUGGAAGUUGAGAAAGAAGAGGAUGCUGAAAAUGAAGAUGGGUGGGAAAGUACCAGUCUCAGUGAAGAGGAGGAGGCUGAUGGUGAAUGGGUCGAUGUACACCACUCUUCUGAUGAAGAACAGCAAGAGAUCUCCCAGAAGCUGAGCAGCAUGGCCACGGAGGAGCGGAAGGCCAGGGCUGCAGCCAUCAGCACCAGUCGGGUCUUGACUCAAGAAGACUUCCAGAAAAUCCGUAUGGCUCAAAUGAGGAAAGAGCUCGCUGCAGCCCCAGGGAAGGCCCAAAAGAGGAAAUAUAUUGAAAUAGAUAGUGAUGAAGAGCCCAGGGGUGAAUUGUUGUCUCUUCGGGACAUUGAGCGCCUUCAUAAAAAACCAAAGUCUGACAAGGAGACACGACUAGCAACUGCAAUGGCUGGAAAGACAGACCGAAAAGAAUUUGUGAGGAAGAAAAGCAAAAUGAAUCCAUUUUCCAGUUCCACAAAUAAAGAGAAGAAAAAACAGAAGAACUUUAUGAUGAUGCGAUACAGCCAGAAUGUUCGGUCCAAAACCAAGCGGUCCUUCCGAGAGAAACAGCUGGCCCUACGAGAUGCACUUUUGAAAAAGAGGAAAAGAAUAAAGUAACUUCCAAGCAAGUUUUCCAUUGCAUGGAGAAUGCUAAAUUUGAGCAGUUAUUCUGAAAAUUAGUAAAUGGAGGAUAUUUAUGUACAUUAAAAAGUCCCCAAAGCGCUAUAUUAUGGAAAAACACACUAAAUUUGGUAGCAGUUGUGUGUUAUUAGUGGAAUGGGUAGAGGUGGCAAUCUUUCACACAUGAACAGUGGUAUAAAAUAAUUUUAUUUUAACAUUCAUGCAUUUUAACAUGAAGUGCCUACUCAAUUGUCACUGUAGAUAUAAAAUUGAAUGAGCUAUAAUCAUUCAAGACUUUCAUGGGGGAGGGGGUAUAUACAUGUGUGUACACAGGGCAGUGUAAAUAGUUCUCUGGUAGACGUAGGUCCACCUGGAGUCCCUAGGGGAGCACUGAGGCCUUACAGACUAACUCUGCAAGAAUGUGAGUUAGCUAUUCUAUUAAAACAGGACCGCGUUACAAGAGUAAGAGAUUCUUACUUGUAAAUAGGCUUACCUGCUGAAAACAGGUCCCGGCUGUACAGAUUUUGCAUAGAUAAGUUAGCUCUUUGAAUCUAAAUUAUUUCAAUUUUUUUUUUUUUCCAUGCUGUAUAAACACUUUUUGGGUAAGAUUUCAUUUCUAAAAUUGCCUUAGGUAUAAACAGUUUGAAAAGUCUGUUCAUCAUUAAGCUGUUUACAUUUUUAUAUUUAUUCCUCAGACUCCCUUCUCUCUGUGUAAUAUUUUUAUCCCAUUGUUUGCUUUGUACCUAGUAAAAGAUUUCUGAAGUCCAGGAUCCUCUUGUAUGUACAAUAGUGUGUGUUGUUUGCCAGGCAUGCCUGAGUGGGUUUUGGGGGAUUUUCUCUUUAUGUGUAGUUAUUAUAUUUAGAAGUAAUUUGGUGCCUUUUGCCCCAGAUUUUUUAAUCUUGUGUUAGAUUAAAAUAUUAAAGGGUAUUUUCUUGCCCUUCAGAAUUAAAAAACAGCUUCUGAAAUCACUUUUUUUUCUCUUUGCAUUUUCUUCUGUUUGCUUAGAGUUCAGUUUCAUCUUUAUUUAAAUGAAACUUCAUUGAUACCCUACAUCACUGUUAGGGUAUUAAACUGUCAGAUUCAGACCGCAGCCACUUGAUUGCUUCACAGGAAGUGCCCAGGGCAGGUUUGUAUAUUUCAGACCUGAAACUAUUUCUUCUUCCUUCCUCUUCAUGCUUGAACUGGAUGUCACCUCAUGUGUCUGGAUCUAGAAAGUGAGUAAAAUUGGAGACAGCAUAAUAGGUGGGGGCAAGGAACUUUGCUGUGCACGCCUUUGCUGGAGUGCCCAGAAGCUUCAUCCUCUGCAUGGGUAUCUCCACGUCACAUGGACUCCAAAAAGCCAAAGUCUUUUCUUUAUUCUGACUCCACCAGAGAACGCAGGAACCCAGGGCUUUUCCACUGAACUACA
Octodon degus (degu) is the source of this 3395-nucleotide messenger RNA. It is a transcript of the gene Sdad1, whose product is annotated as SDA1 domain containing 1. Gene Ontology annotation, biological process: ribosomal large subunit export from nucleus; ribosomal large subunit biogenesis. The transcript has 20 exons. The coding region runs from base 106 to 1983 and encodes 625 amino acids. Lineage: Eukaryota; Metazoa; Chordata; Mammalia; Rodentia; Octodontidae. Gene Ontology annotation, cellular component: nucleolus. The record is from RefSeq and is a predicted model, not a curated record.